UUGCAUGCCCAUUUGCUUUCUCAUUCAGAGUUGAUUUUCAGACAUGGCGACGACCAUGAACUACUUGCCAUCAUCCACCAAAUGGUUCUCUGACUUGGAAGGGGAAGAAUACAACGUGAUCCACUCAUACCAUAUGAAUUCAUUCCUUGAAGAUCAAACUCUUCCACAAUCAAACUUCGCAUCCAUUAAUUACACCGCCGAUUAUAAUGAUUCUUCUUCUUUUGAUGUAAUGGAAGAGAAACCUUUGAAACUCCUCAAGACCCUUCACGUAUCUCCAACACUUUCAUCUCCCCCUCCUCCUCCUCCUCCUCCUCCUCAAAAGAUUCAGCCUUCGACUCAGAUUCUCUCUUUUGAAAACGGCGGCUCAAAUGCGAAUAACUCUUCACCCGAACGAAGGAAAGAUCAUCGGCCAGUUAAAAGGGCUCAUUCGAUGAAUCGAAGCCAUUCACAAGCUCAAGAACACAUAAUCGCCGAGAGAAAACGAAGGGAGAAGCUUACUCAAAGACUUGUAGCUCUUUCUGCCAUGGUUCCUGGCUUGAAGAAGAUGGACAAGGCUUCUGUGCUCGGAGAUGCAUGCAAGUAUAUAAAACAUCUCCAAGAAGUGAGAGAAUUCGAAGAAGAAAAGAAGGAAAGGUCAAUGGAAUCCAUUGUUCUCUUCAAAAAGUCUCACCUGAUUCUUGACGCUGGCAAAUCCGACGGCUCAAACGUAAUUCUUCCAGAGAUCGAAGUUAGGGUUUCAUCUAAAGAUGUCAUGAUCAAGAUUAUAUGUGAGAAGCAAAAGAGUUUUGUUACGAAAAUUCUUGCCGAGAUCGAGAAGUUUCGGUUAUUCAUCAUCAAUAGCAGUGCCUUACCCUUUGGAGCCACUCUCGACAUAACUGUGAUCGCUCAGAAGGAGCGCGAUUUCGACUUGGCAUUAACGGAUUUGGCGAAGAAACUGAGAUCGGCUUUAUUGGAGUUCAUGUGAUUGGUCUUACACUGUAUUGAAAAGCCCAUGGUUAUGGUGAUUUGUCAUGAAAAAUUUAGCUGAUAUAAGUUUGUAAUAAGGGGUUCCUCUUCGUUAAUUGUUCUUGUUCCAAAGUGUUGGGAAUCUAAGUAGUUGUUGUGUUUGACCUAGUCGUGGGCGAUCAGACCGUUUGGUUUAAUCAAAUUCGGUUAAUU
Molecule: messenger RNA, 1158 nt
Organism: Tarenaya hassleriana
Lineage: Eukaryota; Viridiplantae; Streptophyta; Magnoliopsida; Brassicales; Cleomaceae
Product: transcription factor bHLH25
Molecular function (GO): protein dimerization activity
Source: RefSeq, a predicted model, not a curated record